Messenger RNA from Leptinotarsa decemlineata (Colorado potato beetle), 926 nucleotides. RefSeq lists its product as uncharacterized. NCBI's taxonomy places the organism in Eukaryota, Metazoa, Arthropoda, Insecta, Coleoptera, Chrysomelidae. The record is from RefSeq and is a predicted model, not a curated record.
AAAAAAUUUUCAUCAGUAGUGACAAUUUCCAAAGGGUCAAUAUCAAAAUACGUUUAGGUAUUAAUAUUAUUAUUAAUGAAAGACAACUCAGCAUCUAAUUUGGAUUACCCUGUAACUUUGGGAAUUUUCAACGAUCAAUCAUCAGUCAAAAUUUCACAAAAUGCCAUUCAUUCCCACCAAAGAUCGAGAUAAAAUUUAUGAAACGAUAACAACAAGACUUUUCACGCAUCAAAAUAACAAGGACCAUAUUUUGGAUUCAGAAACACUGAAGAAUUUUUCUAUAACAAAAUCAGAACCAUCAACAAAUAUGAAAAUUUUAAGCGGAACUGCUAUUCAAAACUCAACAAUAAAGGCUGGUUUACUGAAAGCAAAAGAAACUAUGCCAGAUGAUAAAUUAGAAGAUGAAGAUCCGAAUUCCACCACCACUAUAAUAACAUCCAUAAAAGAAGGGUCGAGAGAAAAUGAUGAGUAUAAAACGAUCAUUGAAGAAAAAUACGACAGAAAUUCAAUAAUUUCUGGUAGCCAAGAGUUGCAGGAGUUGAAAAGUCUUCACAAACAAUUACGGAAAUCUUCAACUGAACCUAAAGAGCCGUUGUUUGAACCACGACGACCCACCUUAGAGGCCAUCAGAGAAGCUAUUGAUAAAGUGAAACAGAUGGAAAUCAACCGCCACAAGAAUGUUGGAACGGAUGACGAUGAAGCUUCUUCUUUUUUAGUGAGUGAUGCAUCGACGUCAACCGAGAGCCGGAAAAGGAAACCUAAGAAAAAGAAAACAAAUUCAACACCUUCGAGUACUGGAAGCAAUGUCUCGCCGAGAAAGCCUUUGAAAAAAACAAAAAAAGAAAAAAAUGUUUCAAAACCGAAAUGAAUCCUAAAAACGAUGACUGAAAAACUAUAUUUCAUUAAAUAUCAUGCCAAUAAACUUA